Molecule: messenger RNA, 4172 nt
Organism: Phytophthora nicotianae INRA-310
Lineage: Eukaryota; Oomycota; Peronosporomycetes; Peronosporales; Peronosporaceae
Exons: 5
Coding region: 968-2800 (610 amino acids)
Biological process (GO): electron transport chain
Cellular component (GO): mitochondrial inner membrane
Molecular function (GO): iron-sulfur cluster binding; electron-transferring-flavoprotein dehydrogenase activity
Source: RefSeq, a predicted model, not a curated record
GGCCGGGUCUGAGUGCUGAGACCGUCGCACAUAUCGACGGAUAACGGGUGAGAAAACAACGACUUGACGUCAUUGGGCAGUUGCGAAAGCGCGUUGAGGCUCCAGCUCUCCAGCAUAGCCUGCUGGAAGCAGUGCUGCUGCUGUUGCUGGAAGCUCGCUUUGCUUUCGCUACUGCAUAUAGGUCACUUUGAACUUCAAUUUCGUCUAAUCAGGUGAUUGGAUGCACCGAUCUGCAACAACAACAAGGCUGCGAUCCAAUCUGCAGUUUGGAAGAAGGAUAUGCAUGUAAUGCAUUGUGGGCAGUGCUCGUGGUGCAUUCCGCUGGCAUUGCUCAGAGCUGCACCGCUGGAUGAGCCACCACUAGCAACGGCUCAAGAUCAAUGACGAGAGAGUGGACUCGGACUGCACGGCGAGGACGAUGGGAAAACGACCAUGGUUGAAUACUCGCCGUCCAAUGUUCCGUUGUGAAGCAAUUAUUCUGCAUUCUCCGCGAGAUUUACACUGAAAAGUGAUCUUGGCUCGACGUAUUGUACAUGUAGAUUCUUAACGUCAAUUGAUUCUUGGUGUUCAAAACUUGCUCACUUGCUCCGGACCACGGUCGCAGCAACAAUUGGAAAUGUUAAAGCAACAAGCUCCCGCCUCAGACCUUGGAUGUCGAACAAGGCCGGUUGCAUCGACGCUACAAUUAGAAAUCGUGAGCCGACGGAGCUGUUGGUGCACACGUAUUUCUAAAUCGAACACACGUCGAUCUUGCAAAAAGAUACUUGGACCGCCAGAAUCGAAUUUUCACCAAUCAUCGAAUUUUGUACAGGAAGUAGCCAAUCUACGGACAGGAGCACGGCUUUGUAGGGUGUGGCUGUUGGAUCGGGUGUGACGUGCAGGCGGACGUGAGGGUGCAGACCGCCAUUGCGGAAAUCCCGAGCUCGUGCUCAAGUAGCCCAAGAAGAGAAGUAGAGACCUUCGCAUCAUGUGGCGCCGCUCGCUGUCGUUGCGCACGAAGCUUCAGACACUUAAGCGUCAGCCGCUCGCUGCACACUCGCGCUUCCUGUCGUCCGCUGCGCUCACAGCCGAGGAGCAAGAGAUGCUCAACGAGCCGCGCGAGGCCAUGGACUACGACGUGUUGCUGGUGGGCGCCGGCCCUGCGAGUCUCGCGGCCGCGAUCCGCAUGAAGCAGCUCUCGGCCGAGAAGGGCACGGAUCUGUCUGUGUGCGUGGUCGAGAAGGGCGCCGAGGUGGGUUCUCACAUUGUGUCAGGCAAUGUGUUCGAGCCACGUGCGCUGGACGAGCUGCUGCCCGACUGGAAGGAUCUGGGUGCCCCUCUGGACACGCCCGUGACCAAAGACAAGUUCCUACUGUUGACAGAGGACAAGUCGCUUGGUCUGCCGCACUUCCUUUUGCCUCGUGAGGAGCACAAUGAAGGCAACUACAUCAUCAGUCUCAGCAAGUUCGUCCGCUGGAUGGGCGAGCAGGCCGAGGAGGCUGGUGUCGAGAUCUACCCGGGUUUCUCGGCUUCCGAAGUGCUGUACCGUGAGGACGGCUCAGUGGGCGGCAUUGCCACGCGUGAUGUCGGUGUCGGCAAGGACGGCAAGCCCAAGGGAACUUUUGCUCGCGGCAUGGAGCUCCGUGCACGUGUGACGCUGUUUGGUGAAGGUUGCCGUGGCUCGUGCAGUGAAGAAGUGAUGGAAAAGUUCAAUUUGCGCGAAGGUGUGCAGCCCCAGACGUACGGUAUUGGCGUGAAGGAGGUGUGGCGUAUCCCCAAGGAGAAGCACCAGGCUGGUCUUGUUCAGCACACGCUCGGCUGGCCAUUGCAGCAAUCGCUGAUGGACAAGACGUUCGGUGGCUCCUUCAUGUACCACAUGGAGGAGGAUCUCGUGCAGAUCGGUGUGGUUGUUGGUCUGGACUAUGAGAACCCGUACAUCAACCCGUACGAGGAGUUCCAGCGGUUUAAGACUCACCCGGCGAUCCGGAAGUACCUGGAAGGUGGCGAGUGCAUCCAGUACGGCGCUCGUUGCUUGAAUGAAGGCGGUUAUCACGCUAUCCCGAAGCUGACGUUCCCUGGCGGCGGUUUGAUUGGUUGCUCGGCUGGUUUCCUGAACGGCGUGAAAAUUAAGGGCACGCACACUGCUAUGAAGUCCGGAAUGCUUGCUGCUGAGGCUGCGUAUGAGGCUUUGACUGCCACUGGUGCAGAGCCUGUCGCCGAGACGGCGGAGAUCAACCCUGAGGAGCCAGCUAUUGACAUCUCGAGCUACGAGGCUGCUGUGGAGGACUCCUGGAUUGCCGAGGAGCUCAAGGCUGUGCGUAACGUGCACGCUGGAUUCCACAAGGGCUUUCUGCCUGGUCUGCUACACGCUGGAGUGGCGACGCACGUCCUCAGAGGAAGGGAGCCAUGGACUAUCCCGAACACCGAGCCAGACUCGGCCAAGACGCGCCCGGCAAAGGAGUUCACACCCAUCGAGUAUCCGAAGCCCGACGGCAACUUGACGUUCGACCUGCUCUCGAACCUGCAGCGCAGCGGUACCAACCACAACCACGACCAACCUGCUCAUCUGCGCAUUAAACCGGAGCACACGGAGGUUCCCUCGAAGGAGUCGUUCCCUGUGUACGCUGGCCCGGAGCAGCGAUUCUGUCCCGCUCGUGUCUACGAAUACACGGAUGGUAGCGAGGCCAACGGCGUGCCGCAGCUUGUGAUCAACGCCCAGAACUGCGUCCACUGCAAAUGCUGCUCAAUCAAGAUGCCCAAGGAGUACAUCAACUGGACUGUCCCUGAGGGCGGAGGUGGCCCUGCUUAUGAGCUCAUGUAGGACCUUUUGGUGAAUACUUUUCGGUCUUGGGGGCUUGUAGUAAAUAUUCAAUCAACUACCCGAUAUUACGGUUGGUACGAACUAGAAAACGAAUGCUUACUCUUCAGUUGUGAGAUAUUAAUGCCUGCUAGCCUAAGAUUUUUGCUAGAGCUGUCUUCUGGAGUGUCGUGAGAUGGCGAGGGAAGGUAAUGUCGAAUCUGAUGCGCAGAUCGCCGCGUUCGCCUGGUUUAUUAGAGAUCGGCAUGCCUUCAUUCUUCACCACCUUCUCUGAGCUGGGAUUCACCACUUCGUUGCAUGAUAUGGCCAGCUUGCGACCAUCCAACGUCGGCACCUCCACGCAGUAGUCGCCCAAUGCCUCGCUCAGCUUCAACUUGGCCGUAAACACAAGGUGAGCACCGUCACGCUUGAACAGAUUGUGUUCUUGCUGCACCACUUGGAAGACCACAUCUCCAGCUUCGUUGGUUCGAGUCUCGUUGCCUUCCCGAUCGAACGUGAUCUUGGUGCCAGCCUUCCAGCCAGGCUUGAUCUUGACCACGAAAGUCUUGGCGUCGUCAACCAAGUCGUCAUUCUGCAGUCGUUUGCGUGCAACGACCGUAGACUUGGACGUCCCCAGGAACAGCUCUUCCAACGUGCAUACCAGAUCACACACAAUGGGCUCCGCUUUCUUGGGACCUUUCUUACGCAGAGAGUUCGCAAACGGGAGUGUAUCACCAAAUCCGAAGUCACCGAACGGGUUGUUCGUUCCGAAAAACUUAUUGAACACGUCCUCGGACGCUCGUUCGUUGAAGGCGUAGCCGUCGCGCAUGUCGCCGUUUUCGUCCGGUACUCCGUUCUUGAGACCGUCGUAGCCGUACUGGUCGAAGAUGGCACGACGUUCUGGAUCAUUCAACACGUCGUAAGCCUCCGAGAUCUCCUGGAAACGGUACUGAGCCUCCAUCAUGUUGUUCUUGUUUUUGUCAGGAUGCCAUUUCAUCGCAAGUUUGCGAUAGCUAUCCGACCAAGCACAACAACUCAGCAUACUGCAAGAAAUUCGACAUUGCAGCUGACGCACUUACGCUUUCUUGAUCUCCUGCUCGGUAGCGCCACGAGGAACUUGGAGCAGCUCAUAGUAGUCCAUCGGUCUGGAAGAUCCGAGUACGGCGAGCUUGUCGUUUCGAGGAAUGGAGCGAGACGACGGCGACUAAAUAUGGUGUCAAUACAGCAACGACCAACGAGUCAAUACACAGAGGAACGCACCACACUACAGCACUGGAAUGGGACGGCACGAACGGCAAAACGAGGCUAGCUCCAGAUAUAUUACGUCUGCCGGCUGCAGGUAUCAACUCUUGGGGCUAGAAAUCGCGGUACAACAUCAGCAUACCGUCUAAGUGGA